Molecule: messenger RNA, 1828 nt
Organism: Python bivittatus (Burmese python)
Lineage: Eukaryota; Metazoa; Chordata; Lepidosauria; Squamata; Pythonidae
Product: mitotic-spindle organizing protein 2A-like
Cellular component (GO): spindle; centrosome
Source: RefSeq, a predicted model, not a curated record
GAAUAUCGGCUCCGGUGAUGGACGCGGCAGGCCUACUGAAGGGAGGCGCAGCCGUAGGAUCGCGAGCUCGGCGGAAGCUUCUUACGGCGGAAGAGGCGGAACUAUUUGAACUUGCGCAGGCUGCGGGGAGCGGCAUUGACCCGGAAGUGUUUAAGAUCCUGCUGGACCUUCUACGCAUGAAUGUGGCACCUUUGGCUGUCUUCCAGAUGUUGCGUUCCAUGUGUGCUGGGCAGAGAUUAGUUAGUACUGAGGCUACUCCUGAUACAGCACGAGAGCCCCCAAUUGUGUCUGCCAAGGCCAGUAAAAUCCCUGCACCACUCUCAUUUUCCUCUGUCCUUCGGCCUCCACGAAUAAGAGUCCCUAAGGCUGUGGUCUACAGUCCUGCUGCAGCUUGCUCGCCUCUCUCUCAAGGGAGAGCCAGAACCAUUUCUACAGCAGCUGGGAACCAAGCUGUGUCAGAUCAUAGCAAUCGAGAAGGAUCUGGUCAACGAGUACCACGGCAGCCAAGUGCCAGCAGGCUGCAGAAGACUGGGUGUCCUGUAAAAAAUACAUAGAUACUUUAAAAAUGGCUAGAAAAAUGAUUCUGAUGUUCCAAAAUGUCAAACAUAGCUCAUUCCAAGAAAACUAGUGCCUAGAAUGCUACGUAAUGUUCUAACUAUUAAAGAAUAUAAUGAAUCUGUCCAAAUUAAUUUGUUUUUAUAAUUUCAAUAUCAGGCAGUACAGAACGUAUUGUUUCAGUAUUUCUCAUUUUACUGUUUAUUAUUAUGCGUUGCUUUGUUAUUUCAUCAAUAUGUUGAUUUCUGUUUGGUUGGGCAGAAUUUAAUUUUUAAAAUUAAGAUUAAAAAAUCCCUUAGUUUGACUCCUAGGGUAACCAUUUUUAGCAGUAGUACAGAAGUGAUUUGCCAUUGCCUUCUUCCAUGAAUGAAUUAAAAUCUCUCUCUCUCUCUUCAGUCAAGCCUAUAGCUCUGGGACUUUCUGAUGGUCUCUCGUGCAAGUGCUAACCAGGUCUGAGCCUGCUUAGUUUUUCCAAGGUCAGCCAAAGUUGGGUAGACACUGCUACUCAGCUAGGCAUUAAACAUGCAUGCCAUCUUUCAUCCAAUAGGCAGCCAACCCUAAAUCCUGAAAUCCUGUGCAGAUAUUUUUGAGAAUAAAUCCCAGAAACAAACUAUUAAAGAAUACAGAGCAAAGGUGCAAAUGGCAUUUUGAGCCCAUCUAACCUCUUAAACAUGCUAAGCAGCUGUUUUUUUGAAACAUUAAUUAGAAAAUUACUUUGGAUUGACUAUACAUACACUGAUCAUAAUCCUGUUCAGUUAAUGUAUUCUUCAAGAAAUGCAGUGACUGCAUAUUCAGAAGAGAAUAAGACUAUCAAUGGCUUUAUGCUACCCUUAAUACAGGGGCUGCAUUAAUUUGAAUAGCAUUUGCUGAGGAACAACAGCAGGAGAGUCCUAUACAUGCUUACCAUAGGAUGGAUUAGUUAUAUAACUGGUGUGAUUUCCCUAAUGUUUCCCACAACUAGUGUCUUUCAGCUGUUUUAGGAUACAACUUCCAGAAUUAUUGCCACUGCUAUCUGUCCCCCACGUAGCCCACUAACAAUUAGUUUUCCAUUUUUGAUCUAUGCGAGAAGUUCUUAAACAGUUUUCGUAUUCCAUGAAAAAGUUUUCCCUCAGUCCUUUCCUCUGAUGUUUUAUGUGACCAGGGGAGGUUUACGUUUGGCUACAUUAGGACAGGCAUUUGGAGAACUGAGAUGAUUAUGAGCGUUAGAUAGAACAAAGGAGCAACGAGUUCAAAACCGAAGGAUUGCAAAAAAAAAAAAAAACCAUGCUUGUAA